UAUACUUACUAAAUUGGACCCAAGCAAACAGCAAGCUGCCUGCUGGGCCGUCUGGUGCCGCUCAGUGUAACUCAUUUUUAAUUGUAAAGAAGCAUCGGAACCAAUCAGCGAGCGUUUCUUCAGAGGACUGGAGGUCCCCUCUGCAGACCCACGGGUGGGACUCGGACACGCUCACGCACACGCUUACUCAGGACUCUCUCUGCCCUCGUGCCCUGUUUACGUGCCCCCACUUUGAAAAAGAGAAAUGUGUGCAUGUGCGCGCGUGGCCGUGAGGAAGGUGGGACAUUGCCGGGACCUUUUUCUCUUUUCCUGAUUGUGCUGGACCGGAAAAGUGCUGGCAGCAGCAGGGCUCGGUCCUCCGGCGGGUCCCCACUGAAACUGAAGCUCUGUUACUGGUCUGGAAGCUGCUGAGGAAACAUCUCCUUCAAAUUCUUCUUCUUGUUCUGGGUGCUGGAAAAUAUGAAGCUGCAGCAAGAGAAGGUCUGAGGACCCGAGCAGAUUCUCUGUUAGGCUACCAAACUCCUCGUCGUCAUGCCUUUCUGGCUGCGCCUCUUGCUCCUCCUCUUUGUGCCUCUCAUCCAAUCCGAUGGGUGCUCCUUCUCCUCUGGCAACAUGACAGAUGACCGUCAGAAGGUCACUCUUGCAGCUAUCUUGCCUACGACCAACACGGAUUAUCCAUGGUCGUGGCCUCGGGUGGCGCCAGCCCUCAACCAGGCAAUCUCGCGGGUGAACUGUGACCCUUGGCUACUCCCAGGUCUGAAGCUACAUCUGGUUCAUGGCAAUUCUGAGAACAACGCUGGCUACUGUUCGGAUUCAAUGGCACCACUGGUCGCUGUUGACCUGAAAUUAGCCCACGAUCCCUGGGCUUUCAUUGGUCCAGGCUGUGACUACUCUUCUUCACCUGUUGCUCGUUUCACCACCCACUGGGAUGUGCCCAUGGUGACUGCUGGGGCCCGUGCCAUAGGCUUUAAAACUUAUGGAGCAGUCACAAACACGGGCCCCACACAUCUGAAGUUGGGUGAGUUUAGUUUGAAGAUCCAGGAAACAUUUGGGUGGCAGCGGCAUGCCAUGCUUGUCUACAGCGACAACAAGGACAGCAACGACGACAGGCCGUACUACUUUGCUGUGGAGGGAGUGUAUGACCUGCUGAGAAUCCAGAACAUCAGCACCUACGACUACUCACUGGAGAAUGACAUCAACUAUAAGUUGGUGGUCCAAAAGAUCCGAGAGAACGGCAGAGUGGUGUACGUUUGCUGCCCCCUGGACAUCUUCAGGAAUCUGAUGGUCCAGUUCUGGAAGGAGGGGGCUGACCUGGAGAACUUUGUCUUCUUCUUCAUUGAUCUUUUUGCUGAGGGCCUCGGUGGUGGACGAUCCGCCAGGCCCUGGUACCGAGGAGAUCAGGACGACUACGCAGCCAAACUGGCCUUCAGGAGUGUGAAGGUGCUGACAUACAUGGAGCCCCACAACCCAGAGUAUUUCCAGUUUGUUGAAACUCUGAAAAGAGAUGCAAAAGAAAGUUUCAACUUCACCAUCAAAGACUCUCUGUACAACCUGGUAGCAGCAAGUUUCUACGAUGGAGUGAUGCUGUACUCUCAGGCUCUGAAUGAGACUUUGAGCCAGCAGAGAACAGGACCAGGACCCAUCAAGAGACCCAAAGGAGAUUUGGUGACCCGUAGGAUGUGGAACAGGACCUUCUCAGGUGUCUCAGGAGUGGUGGAGAUGGACGAGCUUGGAGACAGAGAAAUGGACUUUGCUGUGUGGGACAUGACAGAUUUAGACUCUGGAGAGUUUCAGCUAGUGUCUGUGUAUAAAGGCGGCAUUAAGCAGCUGGUCCUGAAGGAAGGUCUGAACUUUCAGUGGCCCGGAGGCUCGCCACCACCAGAUCUCCCUGAAUGUGGCUUAAAGAACGACAACCCAGCCUGCCUCACACGUACAGUUACAAUGCAUCAGAUGGUUGCCAUGGUGAUGUGUUUUGUCUUUGUUAUCUUCGUCAUCAUCACCAUCUUUAUCUACAGGAAGUUGAAGCUCGAGAGCGAACUGGCGGCUCAGCUGUGGAGAGUUUCCUGGGACGACAUCCAGAUGAGUAACCUGGAAAAAUCCAUGAGAAGAACUUGCAGCAGGCUCACCAUGUCUCUGAAAGGAUCAAACUAUGGUUCGCUGAUGACCAUGGAAGGAAACUUUCAGAUCUACACUAAAACUGGAUACUACAAGGGUAAUCUGGCAGCGAUCAAGUAUAUCAGCAAGAAGCGUAUUGAGCUGACGAGGAAGGUUCUGUUUGAGCUGAAACAUAUGCGAGACGUUCAUAACGAACAUCUGACUCGUUUUAUUGGUGCCUGCCUCGAUCCAUCAAACAUGUGCAUCAUCACAGAGUACUGCCCCAGGGGUAGCCUUCAGGACCUGAUGGAGAGCGAUGGCAUCACUUUGGACUGGAUGUUCAGAUACUCUCUCAUCACUGAUAUCGUCAAGGGGAUGGCUUUCCUUCACAACAGCGUCAUUGUCUCCCAUGGCAACCUGAAGUCAUCCAACUGUGUGGUGGACAGCCGGUUUGUGCUGAAGAUUACAGACUAUGGACUGCAGAGUCUCCGGACCAGCAGCUUCCCUGAGGACACACACGCCUACUAUGCACGAAACCUGUGGACUGCUCCUGAGCUCCUGAGGACAGAGUGUCCACCCGCCAGCGGGACGCAGAGGGGGGACGUCUACAGCUUUGGUGUGAUCCUGCAGGAGGUUGCUCUACUAAAGGGAGUUUUCUACCUCGACUCGCACUCCCUUUCUCCCAAAGAGAUCAUCCAGGCAGUGAUUCAGGGUGGCGUCCCUCCCCUCCGUCCCUCCCUCUGCUUCCACAGUCACAGCGAGGAGCUCGGGGUCCUCAUGCAGCGCUGCUGGAACGAGGAGCCGAGUGAAAGGCCUGACUUUAACACCAUAAAGAUUCUCCUAAGAAAGCAGCACAGAGGUUAUGGUUCCAACAUCCUGGACAACCUGCUGUCUCGUAUGGAGCAGUACGCCAACAACCUGGAGGAACUGGUGGAGGAACGAACUCAAGCCUAUAACGAGGAGAAACGCAAGGCCGAGGCGCUACUGUACCAGAUACUACCACACUCUGUAGCUGACCAGCUGAAACGAGGUGAGUCGGUUCAGGCAGAAGCGUUUGACUCGGUCACCAUCUACUUCAGCGACAUCAUCGGCUUCACCGCUCUGUCUGCUGAGAGCACACCACUGCAGGUUGUGACCCUGCUAAAUGAUCUCUAUACAUGCUUUGAUGCCAUCAUUGACCACUUUGAUGUUUACAAGGUGGAGACGAUUGGGGACGCCUACAUGGUGGUCUCAGGUCUGCCGGUCAGGAACGGUAAACAACACGGUCGGGAGGUUGCUCGAAUGUCUCUGGCUCUGCUGGACGCAGUCAAGAGCUUCAAAAUUCGACACAGGCCCGAUCAGCAGCUCCGGCUUCGCAUCGGCAUUCACAGUGGCACUGUGUGUGCAGGUGUGGUUGGCUUAAAAAUGCCCAGGUACUGUUUGUUUGGAGACACGGUCAACACUGCGUCACGCAUGGAGUCCACAGGAGAGGCCUUAAAGAUUCACGUGUCGGAGGCGACUCGUCAGGUCCUGCAGGAGUUUGGCUGCUUCCAGCUACAACUCAGAGGGGAGAUCGAAGUGAAGGGCAAAGGACGCAUGAGGACAUACUGGCUACUGGGAGAAAAUGAAAAGAACUGACACAGAGCUGACGGUUGAGAGUCAAACACUUUCUGUUUCUCCUGCUUGAUGUCCAUUUAAGUGACAAAUCAGCUACUCACUGACGGAUCCAACCUGGUUCCACUAGAGAUAAACUGCAGAAAAAAACUGUUACAGACAUGGUGAAUGUUUCACUGUAAGACAAAACAUCCAAAAGUAAGUUGUGUAAAUACAAAAUAAAAUUGGUAUUGUUACUUUU
Molecule: messenger RNA, 3928 nt
Organism: Girardinichthys multiradiatus
Lineage: Eukaryota; Metazoa; Chordata; Actinopteri; Cyprinodontiformes; Goodeidae
Product: atrial natriuretic peptide receptor 1-like
Exons: 22
Coding region: 532-3711 (1059 amino acids)
Biological process (GO): cGMP biosynthetic process; receptor guanylyl cyclase signaling pathway; intracellular signal transduction
Cellular component (GO): membrane
Molecular function (GO): guanylate cyclase activity; peptide receptor activity; protein kinase activity
Source: RefSeq, a predicted model, not a curated record